CGGUGGGAAUGUAAAUUGGCGUAGACACUAUGGAAAAGAGCAUGGAGAUUCCUCAAGAAAUUAAAAAGAAAAAAGAAAAGAAAUCUGAAUAAUGAAGUUUAAUUUUCACAUAUCUAUUUUUAUCUGAGAAAGGUUUGCUUUUUGAUAAGAAAAUGAUAGCCCACAAUUUCUAUUACUUACAUUUAUUAGUGUGACAUCACACAUUUUCACUCUAAUGUUCUUUGAAGUAUAUUUUAAAAAGAAGCUGUCUUGAGUAAGGAAAAACAAAGGGAGAAAGAAUAGAGAGAAAUGUGAUAAGUGAUAUUCAAACAUUUUCUGCUGGGCCUUAAGCUGCCAUUUAUUCCUGUCCACUGCUUCUCCCUACUGUCAAAUAAUAAAACAAAGACUAUCUGGUUUUUGGUUUUUUUUUAAUGCUGAGUUAAAUGCCAGGCAAAGUAGACUCAUCGGACAAGAAAUUCACUGAGUAAUUUCCUGAGGAGGAAAAGCAGACAUUUUUAAGUACUUAGAAGUGAAGGGACAUGGUUCCCAAUGGCUGUGGUAGUUAAGAAUUGAAUACUAGCUGUCCAUGUAGCACAGAUGAGUCCAUAUGUCUGUACACAACUGGUUAAAACAAGUUCCAGUGAUCAUAGACAGGAAAGACUCUUCAGUUAGAUUCAGGUCAAGGUACUUAACAUUCGUGAUUCUUUAAGAGCAUUAGUGCCAGAAGAGCGGAGGUGAAACAAACAUUGUUUUGAUUCUCUCUUGGGCAAGUGCUGCUGUAAAUUAAAAUUUUUCCUUUAUACCACCCACCCUCCCUGCAGGAAUUCCCUUGAUAACACAGAAAAAGGUGGUUAUCCAAAUUCUUUUUCUUGCUUUUCUGGAAAGCAGAACAGUGACAAAGAAAAAAGUAUUCUUCUAUUCAAGUCAGCAGAACCAGCUUAAGGACACAUCUAGGAUGUUUUUAUUUCUGGGGGAAUGUACUGCUACUGUAUUUUCCAGAACCUUUGAGAAUUAACAUAUUCUUCUCCAGAGUGGCCAUCAGCCUUCUCCGCAUCUAUCCUGAUGUGUACAUUGGAUUGCGACACCGACAUGUGGUGACCCUGACGUGAUCCAAGAUCGGCGGCAUUAUUGGUGAGUAACGAUAUUGGGGAAUUUCAACUGCCUUUCGGCGGUCCGCCGUGAGAAUGAUGGGCCAACAAUUGAGGACCCAGCAGAAAUUAUACUUUAAGACACUUCAGCGGCUGCUGAAGGUGAUUUCAGUUUCGGUUUCUCCCGCCGAGUUACAGAAGCUGUUGCUAGCAAUAUCUACACAUUGCCCCUGGUUCCCUGAGGAUGGUACCUUGGACAUUGAGCUAUGGGAAAGGGCUCGCAAGGCACUAAAGUCUCGCUUUGAGCAUGGCCUUUUAAAGUAUGUACAUACCUUAACGACUUGGGGAACAGUACGUACUGCGCUGUUCCCUUUGUUGGAUCUAUCGGAUGAGGAAAAAUCGGCCUCUUCACCUGAGCGCCCUUCAGGCAAAGCUGAGGAGGCGCCGACACUGCCUCCUCCGCCUUGCUCGCCACCAAGAGACUCUUUUAAAAGGGCCGUUAGUAAAUCUCAGACAAAUUUUGAACAAACGUCCUCAGACAAUGACGCUUUACCAUUCCCCCCUCCUUUAGAGAGGCGUUUCGCCUUCAAGAACCCUCCUGUCUUGCCUACUGCUCCUCCUUGUACUCCACCCGCCCCGUAUGUUGAUUCCAGGCAGUAUAGUGUGGUUCAUAAUUGCCUUCGGGAAGGAUUAAACAGUGGAGAUCCUGAUGUUUUCCCCUGUGCCUUCCCCGUAAUGGUCAAUCGUGGGCGAAGAGAACUUCCUUUUUGGGUGUUUAAGGAGCUGAAAAAGAGCAUUAGAGAGAAUGCAGGGCAGUCACCUUUCACUGUUGGGAUGACAGAGGCACUGGGAGCUGGUUAUAGUAUGCUACCCUGUGAUUGGCUUUUGCUCGCAAAGACUCUUUUGUCGCAUGCUGAAUAUACUCUUUUCAGGUCUGAGUAUAAUGAAAUAUCUGUAUCCCAAUCUAUGGAUAAUCUGUCUUUAAACCCCCUCUCCCAAUCAGUGCCGACAUGUUACGGGGUGGGGGUCGGCCAAUAUGCGACGCCUCAAGCACAGGGUGAGGCAAAUGGAAUGUUUCAUAGACAAUGUUCAGAGGUGGCAUUAGCAGCCUGGAAGGCAAUUCCCCCUUCAGGGGCAGACAGAGCCACCAAUUCCUUUGUGAAUGUCCGACAAGGGCCAAACGAGCCAUACAUAGAAUUUAUUGACCGUCUCCAGCAGGCAAUUGAGAGACAAAUAGCUCAUCCUGAAGCAGCUCAAAUUAUCCUGUUGAAAAUAGCCUUUGAAAAUGCUAAUGCUGAUUGCCAGUCUGCUAUGUCUCACCUUAAAGGGAGAAUUCAUACUUUAGGGGAUAUGCUGCGAGCCUGUCAGGAAGUAGGAACUCAGUCAUGUGGCCAAAGUAAUGGCGGCAGAGUUUUCGCAGCUGCCCAAAGGUGCUUUUUGAUAAUGCCUGGUUUAAGUGUGGCAUAACAAUGGACACCGUGCAAAACAAUGCAAGUCCGGUCCAAAAGAUAUCCCUGGUAAAGGAGGGCCAGCCGAUAUUAAAACGCCGCCUUCUAAACCAUGUCUUUGGUGUUGAAGGGGAUUCUAUUAGGUGAAUCAAUGUUGCUCUAAAAUUAACGUAGAUGGUAAUCUAAUCAACCGUGACUUGGCGUCGGGAAACUCGAAAUGGGGCACACUCCCCACAGCCCCGAAAAACCAAGUUUGGGGAGCUCUCAAUCAGCAGGCCGACUCUAUGUGAAUGAUUUCGUGGCGGCCUCCUCAGGAAGUGCCGGAGUGGAUCUCAUGGCCUCAGAGACAGUUGUCAUAGAUUGUGCUGACAAAACCUUUCUUGUUCCUACCAAUGUAUGGGGACCUUUACAAUCAGGAUAUUUUGGGUUAUUAAUGGGACGCUCUAGCUCAGCUUUGAAGGGCUUAAACAUCAUUCCCGGGGUAAUUGAUGAUGACUAUCAAGGUGAAAUAAAAAUCGUGGUCCGUUCAUCUAGUUAUUAUGUGAUAGAAGCUUUGACGAGGAUAGCUCAGUUAAUAUUAAUACCUUACUUGUCCCCUGCUCACGCCUCCGCUGCCAAGAGGGGUGCCAGUGGCUUCGGCCACACUGGCGAUGGUGCUUUUUGGAUACUGUUAUUAACAUUAAAUCAGCCCAUUCUUACAGUAUACAUACAGGAGAUUCCCUGUGAAGGGCUCCUGGAUACUGGGACCAAUAAAACCAUUAGAGCCUUGCCCACUUGGCCUCCCCAUUGGCCUAAAAUCAAAACUCUGCAUCUGUACAAGAUGUAGGGGGGCUUAUGAUGCUUGAGGGAAGUGAUCUCGUACUCAAAGUCAGAGGACCCGAAAACAGAAUUGCCUUACUUACACCCUACAUUCUUCCAACUCCAUACUCCCUAUGGAGGUGAGAUUUGCUUUCUCAAUGGAAAUUAUCUCUAAACUUUAAGCCUUUUUCCUAGGGGCCGCUGAUGUUAUUAACAUUCCUCCCAUACCUAUUCAAUGGAAAACAACUACGCCUGUAUGGAUAGAUCAAUGGCCCCUUCCAAAAGAAAAAUUACAGGCUUUAAAGAUGCUAGUAGAGGUACAACUAAAAUUAGGCCAUAUUGAACCCUCAACUAGUCCCUGGAACACUCCAGUAUUUGUGAUAAAAAAGAAAUCUGGAAAAUGGAGAUUACUCCAGGACUUGAGGGCAAUUAAUGCUGUCAUGCAACCUAUGGCGGCUUUACAGAAGGGAUUGCCAAACCCUUCUUUAAUACCUGAGAAUUGGCAAAUUGUUGUUAUUGACAUUAGAGACUGUUUCUUUUCUCUACCUUUGUGCGCUGCUGAGAGGGAAAAGUUUGCAUUCACUGUCCCAGUUUAUAACAAUCAAGAGGUCCCUCAGAGAUAUCAGUGGAAGGUCUUGCCUCAGGGCAUGAAAAGCAGUCCUACCUGUCGACGAAAAUAAUCCAUAACCAAUCUAUAAAUGAAAAUUUGGGUGAGUUUAUUCUGAGCUUAAAUUUUAGGAUUAUAACCCGGAAGAGUCUUUCCACACAGUAACAGACCACUAAGAAGUGGGAGUACACAGGGUGGUUAUAUACCCUCAAAGAGGGUGUUUCACAUAUGAUUGAAAUGUCCCUCCCACAAUAGUCACAAGAUUGCCCUGUCGGCACAGCACUUGAUGGACACAGCAG
Molecule: messenger RNA, 4219 nt
Organism: Equus quagga
Lineage: Eukaryota; Metazoa; Chordata; Mammalia; Perissodactyla; Equidae
Product: endogenous retrovirus group K member 5 Gag polyprotein
Exons: 3
Coding region: 1164-2534 (456 amino acids)
Biological process (GO): viral process
Molecular function (GO): structural molecule activity
Source: RefSeq, a predicted model, not a curated record